Molecule: messenger RNA, 2992 nt
Organism: Pleuronectes platessa (European plaice)
Lineage: Eukaryota; Metazoa; Chordata; Actinopteri; Pleuronectiformes; Pleuronectidae
Gene: coasy
Product: CoA synthase
Exons: 10
Coding region: 234-1916 (560 amino acids)
Biological process (GO): coenzyme A biosynthetic process
Molecular function (GO): ATP binding; dephospho-CoA kinase activity; pantetheine-phosphate adenylyltransferase activity
Source: RefSeq, a predicted model, not a curated record
GAGACAGCGACCACUGACCACCCAGUGUAGUUGAUGUGUGGGCGACUUCCACCCAGUGUCAGUCUGGUUACUCUGACUGCGGUGGACUGGAGUAACUCGGGCCGCUCGUUGAGGACCAGCAGGAGAACCAGUCGUCCGUCGGGACCGAUUCACCCGCGAGUCCCGUCGCUGUAGCUCCGCUCGAGACAGAAAACUGUGACGGCCCUGAGUUCCCUGUGUUAUUCGCCAGUAACAUGUCCAUGUUCACCACGGGCAUCCUCGUGCUGACGUCUCCUAUCCACACUCUCCCGCUGCGCAUCGCUCCAGUGCUCAGCUCAGCCGCUCAGCUCGUGGAGCGCACGCUGUACGUCCACCUCCACCCGGGGCUCAACUUGGGGAGUGGGAGUCAGCAGCGACCGGCUUUCAUCCCGCCAUUCGUGGACCUGUCUGCGGUCAUCACCCGCCUUUACAGCAAUGCGGCAGAUAUAUGCGGGCACCUGGAUAUCCGGGUGUUGCUGACCAACGUCCGCGCCCAGUCGGGCAGUGUUACAAAUGGCCCCUUCCCCAGCCCACAGCCUCUGUCCCACUCCCCCGACGUGGUGCUCACAGACUUUCCCCUGCAGGACCCGGGUCAGUCGCAUCAGGUGACCCAGUGUCUGCAGAAGUACACUGGCCGCUGCUACGUCUGCAGCCCCAGUCUUCCCUCGGUGCUGCUUCAUCCUCAGCUGAUGAAGCUGCAGGAGAACGUGGAAUGUGUGACAGAGCCCGAGGGGAAAGCAGAACCUUUGGAAACGUAUACUGAUGUGGUGGUCGGGGGGACGUUUGACCGGCUCCACGGGGCCCACAAGACGCUGCUCAACAUCUCAUGCCUGCUCGCCAACAGAAGGUUCCUCAUCGCUGUGUGUGACCAAGCAAUGCUGAAAAAAAAAGUGCUGAAGGAGCUGAUUGAGCCCUACUCUCUACGGGUUCAGAUACUAGAGGAGUUCCUGCAAGACAUCAAACCAUCGCUGGAGGUGGAGGUCGUGCCCCUCGACGACCCCUUUGGAGUGGCUGUGGUCGACCCCCUGCUGCAGUGCAUUGUGGUUAGCGAGGAGACGAAAAAGGGAGGCGAGGCUGUGAACAAGAAACGCAUCGAGAAUGGUCUUCCAGCUCUGGUUCUUCACGAGAUCCAGUUGCUGAAAGACGCCCACCACACCGAGACGGAGGAGGAGAAGAUCAGCUCCUCUAGUCUCCGCUCUCGACUCCUGGGCACCCUCCUUACUCCGCCUAAAGACACAUCCCAUCUCCCUCCCCUCCCGUACGUGAUCGGCCUGACGGGAGGCAGCGGCAGCGGGAAGAGCUCCAUCGCCAGGAGGAUGGAGGCUCUGGGUGCCGUCCGGAUUGACUGCGACAAAAUGGGCCACGAGGUGUAUCAGCCGGGCGCCGCAGCUCAUCACAUGGUGCUGGAAGAAUUUGGCUCAGAUAUUCUGAAUGAAGACAAAACCAUAAACAGACGGGCAUUAGGAAAGAAAGUUUUUGGAAAUCAGGAGCGAUUAAAAGCCCUGACAAAUAUUGUGUGGCCGGAGAUAGCACAACUGGUGAAGAAGACAAUCAGCCAAGCCAGAGAGGAAGGUAAACAGGUGUGUGUGGUGGACGCAGCAGUUCUCCUGGAGGCCGGCUGGACGGACAUGGUCCACGAGGUCUGGGUCACCGUCAUCCCAGAGGACGAGGCGGUGUUGAGGAUAACGGAGCGAGACGGUGUGACCGCAGAAGAUGCCGUGCGCCGGCUGAGCAGCCAGUGGUCUAACGCCAAACAAGUGGAACACGCCAACGUGGUGCUCAGCACGCUGUGGGAACCAGAGGUCACGCAGAAACAGGUGUUGAAAGCUUGGAAACUUCUUCAGAAGAGGAUCCAACCGAGACAGUCGGAGCAUGUGAGGGUCCCUCCGAUGUCCUAAUCCAGACCUGUGCUGUGCGAGCGGACUUCAGGCCCGGAGACACUUGCAUAGAUUCAACUGAUCCACACGAGGAAACUUUGCCUUAGAAAGAAGCGCGAGCGGCCACGGUGCCUUUGCAGCGAUCCCAGCGUGCUUCCUCACAUCUCUGACCAAGACCUGCGACUUCCCACUGGUUUUUAAAGACGUUUUGCUGAAUGAUGGGGGGGAUGAGGGGAAAGAACUGACCUUGUUGCUGCCUUUAAAGGGAUACCGUUGUUUCGAAACGUCAGUCCCAACAUUCAGUCCUAAGUCAUUCAAGAUUGAAGACCAAACUUUUCUGCAGAGCCAGUAUUUUAGUCAGCUGACGACACUUUACAUGCUCUGUCCUCUUUUCAUGGCGUCUAUAACUAACAUGAAUGUAGCUUAGAAAAUAAACUAAUCUUAAAAGGGAAAGAGGGAAUUAAAUGAUGCAUCUUUGUGGUUUCAGGGGAUCGAGAAAUUAAGGUUAAUUUCAUUUUUAGUAUACAAUGAAUGAAUAACAUGUGCGAUAGAUUUAUAAUAUUACAGUCUCUUCGUGUUCACGCUGAAUGCAGGUUAAUGAACUGGGCGGUGGAGAAGAUCCAAAUUUAGGUAAAUCAAGCUCAGUCACGUCGAUUGAAUAUUGAAAUCCCCACGCUGCAGCAAGUCAGUGAACGUGGCCAGUAGACGAAACAGCUGUGUCUCGAUCAAAUCUGCAGAAAAUUGGUUAAUUGCAAUACAAGAGAAUGAACCUGGUACCAUUUUGUGUUGUCUGAGAGCCAGUAGUCACAUGACCAACCUUCUGCUUCCAGAUCGUCUGAGUAUUAGUGUCUUCGCAGCGGCCACAAAGUCGUGAUGUGUUUGGCUUAUGCUGCCUUUACUGUUGCAAAACAUAACAGUAAAAUACAGUUGUUUUUCCAAGAUUACAGGCUUCUUCAAAGUGAUGUGGCAGGUUGGUCUAAAUAGUGCGAGAUGUUUUGUUUUCUUAAAUUCAUUGUCUUGCAUGUAACCUGCAAACUCAGAGGAUUGCUUUAUAAGAAUUGGAACAAGCGGAAUAAUAAAUUACACUUUUAAGACCA